Pelobates cultripes (western spadefoot toad) is the source of this 13744-nucleotide messenger RNA. Lineage: Eukaryota; Metazoa; Chordata; Amphibia; Anura; Pelobatidae. The record is from the annotation of a GenBank genome assembly.
CUGAGCAUGACAGGAGAAUUCGGACUACCUUUUGUACGCAGCCUAUUUACUAUCUCCCUAUCGCUCCUGUGACUUUCCUCCUCCCUCUGGGCAGCUCUGAUCUCUUCCCGUAGACAUUGCCCUAUUGAUUCUCAUACUGGCAGGUGUUUUCUCAUGAUAGUCACACAGAUACAUUUAUUACAGUAGUCUGAUUGUAAGUUGGGACAGGAGAACUCACAAUAGCCAGUUGAGUGGCUGCGCAGUCUCUGUGUUCUGUUACCAUGGCAUCCUCACUGCUGAUUGAUCUGCUGUCCCUGAACGUAACUCAGCUCUGCCAAUGGGCGGCCUGGCUUUUUGCCCUGCUUGCAAUAUUCAAAGCAUGCAAACUGUACCUGACAAGGAGGGAACUGCUGACAACAUUUAAAGAUUUCCAGGGUCCUAAGACCCAUUGGCUGUUUGGGAAUGUCCACGAGGUAAGUUGCAUGCAGAUAUUUAAUCUAUUGGUUUUACAUUGGAGGACUGAGGCAGCUGGCAGGAAUUUUUCAAGCCCUUCCCAAGCCUUUACAUGGUAGAUUUGCACAUGGGCUGUUGGCCUAUGAUCUUAAAGCUCUUCAUCCUAGAGUGGCGCAUUGGGAUACUUGCAGGAAUAUGUAGUUUAGCAUUCAAGAAAUGGCUGUUCUAACAAUCUAAUGCCUCUUAUGAGAUUAAUCCACUCCUGGGGCUUAAUGCAGUACAAGGUUAAAUAAGGCCCUGGAAUGAGGCACUUGAGACAUGGAGGGUGCAAAUCUGGGGAGUUGGCCUGGACUCCCUAAUAUAUUUACAGGGUGCUGCUCGGCCAUAUCCAGCACAAUAUAUAUAUAUGUACAAUUACAAAUGGAAACAAUUACAGAACACUAUUUUUGCCAGCCUGUCAUAGGGAAAGGACAUGAGCAAUUCAACUUCUUCAUCCCAAUUACCAUAUUGACAUAUAAACAUAGUAUUUGAAGUCUAAUGUUUUGGUCUCUGGUAUCACAGACUACAGAUAAUAGUCCAAAAAUAACCUCUUCCCCAAAGGUCUUUGGGACAAAAAUACUUUGGACAUGUUGGAAUGGUCCCUCUGGUUCAUUUACAGCAUGUACAAUAAACAGUAAAUAUUGGAAAAUGUGACAAAAAUUUGAAAGAAUUCAAGAAACUAAGAAUAAAUCAGGGCAAUUUCUGGCCACAUUAAAACUUUUGUGUCCCAUCAAAAAUGUGACAUUUUUACAUUGUAGAAACAUCUUCUGUCUGUGUUGAAGGAAUCUAUGGCUCGAAAUAUCUACUAUACUAUAUUACGCCAGCAAUGUAUGAUAUAAUUCCCCAACAAAUUCCUAAUGUACCUGCACACAGUGCCAGACCACAAUGGUACUAUAUCAUCCUUAAGCUAUCAAUGCAUUGUAUCAUCCCCAGCAUCUUCCUAAUGUACUUGCGCAAAGUGCAAGACCACAGGGGGCCAGUAUGAGGUUUGUGAUGUUGCUAGAAAUACUCUUCUCUACCACAUAGCGCAUGAGAGAGGCAUGAAGGCAAGUAGAUGCUUUUUAUUAAUUAAAUUAAUUUGUGUAGAUGCUUAGAUCUUAUAAUUGGACCCCAGUCAUGGACCAUGAACCUCUUUUUUUUCUGUGAUUGCCCUAUUUCAAUCAAAAAGUUUUCAUCAUUAUUUUGAAAAGGCAAAAGUAUAUUUUGUGCCCACAGUUUAAAGGAGAUGGGAAAGACUUGGACAUCAUGCAUGGUUAUGCUGAAAAAUACCCUUAUGCCUACCCGUUGUGGAUGGGAAGCUUCUAUCCUGUACUCAUAAUCUGCCAUCCUGACUAUGCAAAGGCCAUUCUGUCAAGACAGGGUAAGGAAAAGGACAUGCAUUCUGCUACUUGUUGUUCUAUUAAACUUGAUAGGUAUGUCCGUAUACAAUACACCAUCUAGGCAAUACAUGUUCUGUAUCUGUGUCUGCUACACACACUUUAGACACCUUGUGUCUUUCGGUUCAAAUAUAUUGUCAUAUAGUCAUAUUGUUAUGUAAGAGUAAUGGUGCCACUGAGACAUGAAACCCAUUGGAUUUAAAAGGACACUCAAAGCACUAAAACAAGCCUAAUAAAGAUAUUUUUGGUGUAUAGGUCAUGUCCCUACAGUCUUCAUCUAAAGUUAAAUAGCAGCAAAUUAAACAAUGAGACAGGGCACGAUCUAUACAUCAAAACUGCUUCGUUAAGAUUAGGAGUCCCAUAUUAUGGUAGUUCCUAAGGCUCUUUGCCAAGAUGUUUAUGUUCGAUGGUGAACUUUUUGAGUAAUUAAUUCUGGUCUUGAAGUCAAAUGGGUCAGUGAUACAAUGGUUUUGGGCAAUAAUGAGAAGCCUGCUUGCUGAGGAUGGAGGAAGAUAUGCAGGAUUUUGGGUGAUGGAUACAGGAGUUUAGAGAUCAUGCAGAGGGGGCAUCUUGUUUUCCUUUGAGCUAAAAUCCUUAAUGGUUUUGGAACCUAGCAAUGCUCCUUUUGUAGGUAUUUGUAUAGUGCUCUAUGAUGGAACCUAGCAAUGUUCCUUUCAUACGGUAAUAUGUCUGUAUAGUUCUCUAUGAUGCUCAUUGUGUAUAACAAGCUCUACAUGUAAAUUAUUAUUGCUUUGCAGACCCAAAGGAUAAUUUUGCCUACUACUUUAUUACUCCAUGGAUUGGUACGUAAUACCUUAUAUCUUUGGAGCGGCAAGUACUCCACAACAAUUAUAAGUUACUCUUUCUCAUUUCCUUCCUCUAUAUCCUGAUUUCUCUGAAUCAAUCUCUCUCUCGUUCUCUCUCCCCUCAUCUUAUCUACCAUCCAUCUCCUCUGUACAACAGAACAAUUUAAAACAGUAGUUUUUGACAAUGUGGUUGGAACCAAAAAUAGUCAUGUCAUGUUAGCAUGUCCUAAUUAGUUGGAACAAGCAUUUCAUAUAUGUUAUUUCCAUGGCAUCUUAUUACUAUUAUUACUGUAGCAGCACUGUCUUCCUCAUCUGAGACCCACCUGAGAAGAUGACAAUUAAUGUACUAUGCAAUUUUUUUAAUGUUAAAUUGUACUUGCAAAUGUUCCAUCUAAAGAAUGGGUCGCCAAGAAUAUGUACAUAAUCUAAAUCCUUGAUAAAGAAAAGUUGGCUUAAAUAAUCAGUGUGAUGAGAAAUUCUGAUUACAUGACAAAUUCAUCAAAAGCAUCUCUCUGUCUCUGAUUUAUUAGUCUUUUUCCAGUUCUGCUAUUUUGACAUAAAACAUGUAAUUUCUUAGUAAAUUUUUCCCAAAUUGUUUAAGAGAUUUAUUGUUUUUUGGGGGGAGCUCUAAAUAAUUUUGAUUUUAGGAAAGGGUCUAUUGGUCUUGUCAGGACAGAAGUGGUUCCACCACCGUCGGCUGAUCACUCCUGGCUUUCACUAUGAUGUUUUGAAACCAUACGUGAAGCUGAUGUCGGAUUGUACCAAUGUCAUGCUGGUAUGUACUCAUGGGUUUUGUUUUGUACUGCAAUCUUUUCAAGAAAGCCCAUAAAGCCAUACUCAUCUUCAUCUCUGCUUCAUCACUGAUGUACACCCAGCACUGAAAAAUAAUUUCUCUGCAGACGCCCAGGUCAACCUCUCUGUCUACUACAAAAGGACUUGAAAUAUUGACCCCUUUGUCAGCUCCCAUUUUUUCCCUUAAAAAUAGCCCUCCAAUCUGCUGGUCAGGGGUGAGGGCAUGGGGGUGGACAAUGACCUGUUCAUCCCUCAUUAUUUAAUUUCAAGCCCCCACUCGAUGCACAUGGGAAGGGACAUGGGAGGCUUUGAAUCUCUUUUCAUUAACUUAGCUAUUUGGUCAAACCACAAUGAUGCAUGGAUGAAGUUCGGAUUGCCCGAAUCAAGUUUUACUUUGGGCUGAACCAAUUUUUGUUGCCAUGCACAAGUCUAAAGGGAAAUUAGGACCAAGCUAAUUUAUGGCUUUGAUCCCCUUGGGCCCUAGGCAACUGCCAAUAGUCACCUUAUUGUUGUUGCUGCUCUAACUUUCAUUAGUCUUGGACAGCAAUGAUGACAUUAUUCACAGGAUGUGGCUGUGAUAGCAUACAAUGUUACUAGAUCCAUUUUGUGGAUUGAUAUAGAGUAUAUUGUAGUAUGUUUUCUUGUUAUUUUAGGAUAAAUGGGAGAAACUUGUUUAUGACAACAAGCCAGUGGAGCUAUUUCACCAUGUCAGCCUUAUGACGCUGGACACCAUCAUGAAAUGCGCCUUCAGUUACCAUAGCGACUGCCAGAAUAACAGGUUUAAAAACUAGGAUAUCUACUUGUUAGAAUAGCAUGUAUUGUGCUCUCCCUCUCACAGAGAAAUCUGUAUUCCAAUAUUAUUAAAGUGUUAACACUGGAAUCAGUCACCAAUACAUAACCAUCUUCAAACAGCUUAUUAUUUACAAAAAUGUAGCAAUCACAGGAUAAAUUAAUGGGAACUUCCAUACACAUUAAAAAAAAAAAACAACAUGAAAUUAGCAAGGUAUUAGAAGAAUGACUGUCUAUUAAACCACCCAGACAGAUGUACAGAAGGCCAGUAUGUGGUCACCAAUCCAUCACUGGUUGGAAUACAUUGGCCGGUCAUGGAGACAUCUUGAAUUUUAAAGAUUAGUCCAGUGUUUUAGGAUUUUUGAGUCAUUACUUAUCUGUUCAAUCCAAUAAUAUUUGACACAUUUGUAAUCUGGUAGGUGUAGAGAUGUAAAUGCAGAAAGAUAAGUCCUACGCUCACUACCAUCAUUACUGGGCGGCAGCAAAGACUACAGUACACUAAAAACCCUCAAUUUGUUUAAAAAUACAUAGGGAUUAAGGAGAGAGCAGGUAACUUGUUUUUCUUAGGUGUAGAGAUGUAGGAUACAGUUAACCCAUUCUUGACUAAGGGUUUGGCAAAUAUGUUUACAUCAUGACUGUCCUACAAGUCAGUGUUCCUCAACCCUCUUCUCAAGGCACACCUAACAGUCCAGAAUUUAGGAAUUACUUAGGUGUGUCUAAGGUGUUUAGAAAAAAACACCUUAAGAUGUGUUUUUUUUUUGUUUUUGUUUUUUAAACACCUUAGACACACCUGGGUAAUCCCUAAAUACUGGACUGUUGGGUGUGCUUUGAGGAGAAGGUUGAGGAGCACUGCUACAAGUCAUGAAAGGAUAAAAUUACAUAAAAUAAAAUUAGUAAUUAAUAGGUCCCCAACCCCCCAAAAUGGCAGGAUAUUAAAAACGUUUGAUUAUAGGAGACAAUUCCUAUAAUAUUGUAACAUAAUUAAAAAUAAAUGCCAUAGGUAAAUUUUAAUCUGCAACUUAAGCAAUGUCUUAGCUGAUGCUAUGUUUCCACUAAACCACAGAGGGAUAACUUUGGCAUUGCAUUUGUGGGUUAUAUUUCCUAUGCUACUCAGCUAAUAUUACACAUAGCUGCACUUGUUGUACAGCGACGUGCAAACCUUAUAAUUCAUCCACUUGUGCUGCUCUUACUAUAAUGACGUUAUAAGGCUUGCUUCUCCCGCUCUCUUCCUGCAGUGACAAUGCCUAUAUUAAAGCAGUAUACGAUAUCAGUUACAUCGUGGAUUACCGCUUUUCCUGCAUUCCGUAUCACAAUGAUCUUAUUUUCUACCUGAGCCCUCAUGGAUUCCGCUUUCGUCGAGCACUAAAGACAGUUCAUCAACACACCGGUAUUUAUCCUGUGGACAGACAGACACAUAGAUAGAUAGAUAGAUAGAUAGAGGGAUGGUGGAUAGAUAGAUAGAUAGAUAGAUAGAGGGAUGGUGGAUAGAUAGAUAGAUAGAUAGAUAGAUAGAGGGAUGGUGGAUAGAUAGAUAGAUAGAUAGAGGGAUGGUGGAUAGAUAGAUAGAUAGAUAGAUAGAGGGAUGGUGGAUAGAUAGAUAGAUAGAUAGAUAGAUAGAUAGAUAGAUAAGGUAGGUAAACAUGCUAAAUAUGAAUUACCAUAUAAACUAAUAGAAUGUAUUACAACAAUGAUUUGCGAGGCAUUUCUCUAUUUCUGAUCAGCUAAGGUCAUUAAAGAGAGAAUGGAAUCACUCAAACAGGAUAAAGAGCUUGAAAAGAUUAAACAGAAGAGACAUUUAGACUUCUUGGAUAUUCUUCUGUGUGCAAAGGUAAUGAAUGUACCAGCCACGGACCUCUUUCACUAAAGAUAGAUGUGUGUCUUGUUUUUUUUUUGUUGGUUGUUUUUGUGUUUCUAGGCUCUUGAUUCAAUGUGGCAUUAGCUGUUAGAAUUGUGUCAAAUACCAUCAAUUUCCUCCCAGAUUCUAUGCCCUGUCCAACUUAUUAAGUCUCUUCUUUUUCCAUUGCCUACUCCUAUAUCCACCAUAAAAUAGCCUGCAGGCAUAACUGUGUAAGCAGAAAAAUAUGGUAACUGUCCAGUCAUCCACCUAAAAUUUCAUUUUGUGCUAAAAUACAGAACAAUACACAUUUUACAAAAAGCCUGAAGAAAUAUUUUUGCUUUAAUAGGAUGAAAAAAACCAGGGUUUGUCUGAUGAGGACAUGCGUGCCGAGGUAGACACCUUCAUGUUUGAGGGACAUGAUACCACAGCCAGUGGGAUCUCCUGGAUGUUAUACUGUAUGGCCAAGUACCCCAAGCACCAACAGAAAUGUCAAGAGGAGAUCAGGGAGAUCAUGGGUGAAAGGAACACGGUGGAAUGGUGAGAAGUUGAACACAAACAUUUUUCAUGGUUUCUAUAGUACAGAGCUACAUGUUUAACAAUUUUGGAAUUCGAGAGUUUCAUUUUUACAUAUCACAAUAAAUAAUUGAGGCAGAUAAAAACACGUAUAUUAGAUCUAAACCUGAACACCUCUUCAGUGGAUGACUAUGGCAAAUGACAUUUAUCUUCUUAAUAUUACUUUAAUACUUUAUCUCUUCAGUUAUUGCUUUUUGUGACUUUUUUGUUAUCUGAAUGUGACAAGGGAUGAUUUAGGUAAAAUGACCUACACCGCUUUGUGCAUCAAGGAGUCUUUGCGGCUCUAUCCACCAGUCCCAGAGGUUGCCAGGGAGCUUAGUCAGCCAAUCACAUUCUGUGAUGGAAGGACUCUUCCAAAAGGUAAGCGUACAUGCAUCUACGCUAUUAUUACAUGUAGUCUACAGCAAAACAAAUUCUAAUGAUAAAACAAUACAGUGUUAAAUGCGGUGACUACCAUUACAUCCUGUUCCAAAUUAUUAUGCAAAUGAUAUUUUUCUCAUUUACCUAAAUAAUUGAUGUAAAUAACAGUCAGUAUAAUUCUCAUGUUAUCAACUAUUAAGAGUACAAUUCAAAUUUUAUUGAACAAACCUCCUGAUGAUAACAGUAUUUCUUUUAAACAUAAAAAACUUACAAUGCACUGUUCCAAAUUGUUACGCACAGUAAGUUUCAAAACACUUUAUAGGUUGUAAAGAACUGAAAAUUGUCAUUUGUUGUGUUUGCAGCAUAUUUACUGAAAUCAAAAGCUAUUUCAAUCAAACUUAUAACAACAUUUUAACUUUUUAAACAUUUUAACAGGUCACGUUACAUUUUAACAUAGGACCCCUUAUUUGAUAGCAGCUUCACAAGUCUUGCAUCCAUUGAACUUGUGAGUUUUUGGACAGUUUCUGCUUGAAUUUGUUUGCAAGAUGUCAGAAUAGGCUCCCAGAGCUGCUGUUUGGAUGUAAACUGCCUCCCACCCUCAUAGAUCUUUUGCUUGAGGAUGCUCUAAAGGUUCUCAAUAGGAUUGAGGUCAGGGGAGGAUGGAGGCCACACCAUGACUUUCUCUCCUUUUAUCCCCAUAACAGCCAUUGAUGCAGAGGUAUUCUUUGCAGCAUGAGAUGGUGCAUUGUCAUGCAUGAAGAUGAUUUUAUUAUGGAAAGCAUGGUUCUUCCUACUGUAACAGGGAAGAAAGUGGUCAGUAAGAAACUCCACAUACUUUGCAGAGGUCAUCUUUACCCCUUCGAAGACUCUAAAGGGGCCGACCAGCUCUCUUCCCAUGAUUCCGGCCCAAAACAUGACUCCACCACCUUCUUGCUGAUGUCGCAGACUUGUUGGUACAGGGUUGCCAUCCACCAACCAUCCAUCUGGACCAUGCAGGGUUGCACAGCACUCAUCAGUGAACAGGACUGUUUCAAAAUUAGUCUUCAUGUAUUUUUCUGCCCAAUGCAGCCGUUUCUGCUUGUGAGCAUUGGUUAGUGGUGGCCGAAUAGAAGGUUUAUGCAUAGUUGCAAGACUCUGGAGGACUCUACACCUUGAUGUCCGUGGGACUCCAGAGGCACCAUCAGCUUCAAAUAUCUGUUUGCUGCUAUGUAAUGGUAUUUUGGCAGCUGCUCUCUUGAUCCAAUGCAUGGAUCUGUCAGAAAUCUUCCUCAAUGUGCCUUUAUUUGCACAAACCCGUCUGUGCUCUGAAUCAGCCACAAAUCGCUUAAUAGUGUGAUGAUCACGCUUAAGUUUUCGUGAAAUAUCUAAUGUUUUCAUACCUCGUCCAAGGUAUUGAACUAUUUCACUCUUUUCGGCAGCAGAGAGAUCCUUUUUCUUCUCCAUAUUGCAUGAAAAUGGUGCUCUGCUUAAUAAUGUGGAACACCCUCCUUUAGUAGUUUUUCCUUAAAUUGGGCUCAUCUGGCAAUCUAAUUAUCACAGGUGUCCGAGAUUGUUUUUAGUGAUCAAAAGAGCCCUGAGACACAAUGCCAUCCAUGAGUUAAACUGAAAAACAAAAUAUUUAAUCUUUGUGACACUUAAAUAGCAUAAUAAUUUGGAACAGGGUGUAGUAUUCACCUACUAUAGACGUUUCCACAUUUUUUUGUACUCUGUGCAUGGUCUGCCCUGGAAGAGCAUUGGGCCAACAUGUUCACUUUGAGAGGGGGUGUGCUUGUCAUUGGUGAUGACAAAGCAUAACUGGCCUGCGCCCCUCUCACCAGGCCACUGUUUUUAAAAAAUGCCUGAUCUGAAUUAAUAAGACUGCUAUGUGUUCAUAAAAUAAUAAGCCAACCUCAUCAUGUCAGUUUCAUGAUAUAUAGAUUGAGGUUAGUCUGGAGUGAAUGGUGUGUGUGUGAUUGUGUGUGUUAAGGCUAAGGUAGUAUAAAACCCUGGAUGCGUACUUGGCAUGUACAGUGCUACUGUCUUGUAUAAAUGGCACUAAUGAUGUAUGAAUGUCCAGUAACGGUGGUUGAAACUUUGGUGUGGCGUAUUCAACCAAUUUGAUUGUUUGUGAUCCAUAUAGUACAUUUGGCAUGGAUGACUGGACUUUGAAAAAAAAGGUUGAAUUUACACUUUUCAUUAUUUUCUUUAAAGAUGGCUUUUUAAAAAUAAUAGAUACAACAUUAGAAAUGGUACACAAAACAACAAAAUAUAGGCACUGGUUAUCCAAUUUUAAUACACAGAAAAGAAGAGGUGGAGUUCUAAAAGGAAAAGGUGGAAUCUAAAGAGAAAAGGGUGGAGUUUACAAAGGAAGAGGUUUGGCCUUGAUAGGAAGGGGUGGGGUAAAUUAACAUCAGGUGGGUGCCCGAGCUUAGUCAUGCGCACGGCACCACAAAACCAAAAUAUACCACUGACCACAAGAGUAUGUGAAACAGGAAGUUUAUUCUUUAUAAUAAAGCUUAACUGCUGUCUAUAUUUUAUAUUUUUAUACUGCUUAUCUGUUGCUAUUAGCGCUACUAUUCUGCCAUCCAGAGAUAAAGGUGUGUAAAUGUGGUGGUCUCAGUCCUCCAUAGGCUUUCAUAUCUUUUGCAGUAAUAAAUGGCUUUAAAUAGUAUAUUUAAGCCAAACUGUGGGUCUCUUUCUGUAUAGAAUUCUUUGCACACUCAAUAGUGUUUUCCUCUUUGACAGGUGCUAAUAUAGUUCUGAGUAUAUAUAGCCUAAAUAGAUGUUCCAGCAUUUGGGAAGAACCAGAGGUAAUUAAAGAGUUAUUCAAAUUUCAUGUUUAAUUUGACAAUAAAUACACAGAUUAGCCACAACCUUAAAACCACUGACACAUGAAGUGAACAACAUUGAUAAUAUUGUUACAUUGUCAGCUUUCACAGGGUUGGAUAUGGCAGCAAGUGAACAGUCAGUUUUUAAAUGUGCUGGAAGCAGGAAAAAUGUGCAAACGAAAAGAUUGACUUUGAAAAGGGUCAGCUGGGUCAGAGUGUCUCCAAAACAGCAAGUCGUGUGGGGUGUACCCGGCGUGCAGUGGUUAGUAACUACCAAAAGUAUUAUAAGGAAGGACAACGGGUGAACAAGGCUCAUUGAUUCAUGAGGGGUGCGAAGGUUAGCAUGUCUGGUCCAAUCACACAGAAGAACUACUGUAGCUCAAAUUGCAGAAAACCUUAAUUCUGUGAUUAUAGAAAGGUGGCAGAAAACACAGUGUAUCACAGUUUGCUGCGUAUGGGGGGGUCUAGCUGCAGACUGGUUAGAGUGCCUAUAAUGACCCCUGUACAUCACUGAAAGUACCUUCAAUGGUGAUGAGAGCAUCAGAGCUGGAUCAUGGAGCAAUGAAAGAAGGUUGCCUGGUCUGAAGAAUCAUAUUUGUUCAGAACAGGUGAAUGGCUGGGUGCAUGUGCAUCAUUUACCUGGAGAAGAGAUGGUAGCAAGAUAGGGAAGAAGGUAGGCUAACAGAGACAGUGUUAUGCUCUGGGCAAUGUUCUACUAGAAUGCCUUGGGUCGAAGUAACUUUGACAUGUAUCAACUACCUAUAUAUUAUUGAAGAUCAUGUACACCCCUUGAUAGUUAUGGUUUUCCCUUAUGGCAGUGGCCUUCUUCAGCAGCAUAAUGCAUCCAGCCACACUGCAAACAUUCUUCAGGAAUGGUUUGAGGAACAUGAUCAAGAGUUCAAGUCAUUGUUAUGGCCUCCAAAUUUAUCAGAUCUUAAUCCAAUUGAGCAUCCAUGGGAUGUGCUGGCACAAAAAAAUGAUUCAUCCUGUUUUGGGAGCACCAGGAGGACUUGCACAAUAUUAGAUUGGUGGUUUUCAUGUUGUGGCUGAUCUGUAUAUUGUACAGCAUGCUGUGUUAUGAUUGAUGACUAUUUAAAAAUGGUAAGUGGAGUAUAUAACAUAUAUUCCUGGUAAAAUCAUUUGAAAAUUUGAGACAAUUUAAGCGAUAAGCAACAAUUUCAAACAUAAAAUCAAAAUACAAUUUUAGCUACAAAGUGAAAAUAUACUAUGAAUCAUAGUAUCUUCUGAAUUCCUAAAUCCAAAUAAAGCCCAGCAUAAAUUGCACAAUUUAAAUUAUUAUAAUAUUUCAUGUGCUUAUUUUCAGGUUUUUAACCCCUUGCGAUUCUCCCCUGAAAAUACAUCGACCAGACACUCGCAUGCCUUCCUGCCCUUCUCUGCUGGAUCCAGGUAAUGACAGUUACUGUACGGAUUUUCUCAGAAUUGAAUUAUAUAGCAUUUACUCCUACCAAAGUAAGACAUUACAUAUCUUUAUAGGAAAAUAUUACUAAACCAAUAGGGUUUCCUCAUUCCUCACUCACUUGUCCCAUGAAACACAUGAGAAGCACGUGCUAAAAGAAGUACGGUGGAAAAAGAAAAAAAUGCACUUAACUCCUCAGCACCUCCUCCUUCAGGGUGACUUUAUCGACCAUCCUCGAUAAGAACUUGGGAUUUACAGAGAAAUGCUGUGUAGUGGUCACCCCAAAAGUGUGAGGGGUUUUCGCCUCCACGAGAGAUGUCCUUUCUCCCCUGUAGUGAGAGAGAGGCUGUAGAGCAGAGCAGGAACAGCUCUUAGAAGAGCUAGUGAUUAUAAUGCUCCAAAGAGCUAUCCCAUGUUGAGGUGUUUGUCGUUCGGUAAUUCGUUCGGUUAUUCGAGCGAAAUCAUACUGUACAUAUUGUACAUAGGGGAAGUUAAAAUCACUGAGCAAACCAACAAACUCAUAAUUAAAAAUAUAAAAUCCAGGGACAGAGAGGUCUGUCACAUGCUGUAUAAGAACAUGCAUGCCCAGUCAUUCAUUACGUAAAGUUGUGUGCAUUCACACUCCUGUUUUUACAGUAGUGCAAGGGUUUAAUUUCUUUACACGGUUUGCCUUGGCUGUGCCAGAAUAGUCAGGCAUACUUUGUACAUUAUAAAACAAAAACUCAGGCUGUGCGAAACUCUCAGUUACACUUUAACUAAUGGAAACAUUGUUGAAUUGAGGCCAGAUAGACUAACACAGAUUUAUAGUUUUGUUUUAUAAAUAAUAGUUUACCUGACCACAGUAUUCUUAUCCCAAUAAAAUAUUUGAAAAUUUCUGUAACGCCAAUGGAUUUGUCUCAUAAGUACUUAAAUUGUUUAUAUAACAUAGGAAUAUAUUUAUUAUCAGAGCAAUUGAUAAAUUAUUUUGAAAGAAAAUAUUAGUGAUAGUUUUUUUCUGGCAUUAUUUAUAAACGGUACUGAGGGUCUUCCCACUCCAGUGACAUAAUUAAUCUAUUUAAUUAAGAGAAUAAAUUUCUACAUAUCUCUAAACAGAAUGCACGUGUCAUGGUUGAUUAUAUAUUUCCUACCUGUUCUAUGUUAAAUUUUGUAUAUAUUGUGUAUUGUUAUUGUUAUUAUUGCCAUUUAUAUAGCGCCAACAGAUUCCGUAGCAUAUUAAUAUUGUUUUUGUAUUUUAUUGUACCCUAUUGUAUCAAUGCAAUGUUUUGUGGACCCAGGACAUACAUGAAAACAAGAGAAAUCUCAAUAUAUCCUUCCUGGUAAAAUAUUUGAUAAAUAAAUAAAUACAUUUGCAUUAUGCUGCUCCUGAGAAAAUGUGCCAACACAAAUGAGGAAAAAAUAUUAGCGAAUUUAAACAGAUGUUAAAAAUAGGAGAUGAGUAAAAAGUUAUGUUCGCCAAAUAAUUCAGAUGAUGGGAAUUCGAGGUAUAAACUAUUUUGGAAUGACAAGAUUAGCACAUCACUACUAAGUUCCUUUUUAUAAAAAAAAUACAAAAAAGUUAAAUGUGUGAUUAGAAAUAUGUGAUUUAAUUUUACACCAUUUACAUUUUUUUUUUUUUUUUAUUCACCAUAUGGACACUGGUCAGCAAUAAAGUACUCGCAGUAUUCACAGUAUUCUUUGCUUGUGAAUUCUUCAGAUCUUCAGUUAAAAUAAGAAAAUUAGUGUAAAUGGUAAAAUAGAGAUUUUAGUAUGUACAAUAGAGAGGGGACCAAAAUAAAUGUUAAAAAAAAAAAAGGUCAGCUGUGCCUUUGGAUAUUCAUGAAAUAUUUGCUGGAAUUUUGAAGAAUACACCUUUAUAAAAUACCAAAAAAAUAUAACUAGUUUGUCUGUUUCUCUACUAAAUAAUGUUGCUUUGCAAAACUAUCCAUACUUAUUGUACAGGGCACCGGAGGCUGUUAUUACAACCUGCAAGUAUCCCCUGGUAUAUUACUUUAGCUCCCCCCGCUGCCUUGCUGCUAGAAUGCAGCACUGCACAUUGUGUGCCUUUUGGGUUUAAGCUCAGCAAGGAAAUGAUUCUAAAUGUGGUCCCCAGUAGGGAGAAAUGUGUUUCUCCUGUGGGUGGAGACGUGGACUGGGAAAGAGUGGAGAAGUAAAGUAAUGGUAUAUCAUAGUGCAUGUAUACAUGCUGUUAGGGUUAAUAAAGGUAUACACUUAUGAUAACUAAACUUUUUUGUUUGUGAGGUGAAAACUAAAUCUUUUAAUUUCCACAGGAACUGCAUUGGACAGAAUUUUGCUAUGAAUGAGAUGAAAGUGGCUUUAGCGUUGACCCUAAAGAGAUUCGAGAUCAGUCCUGACCCUGACAACGAGCCACUAAAACUGGCUCAGCUUGUCUUACGUUCUGUGAAUGGGAUUUACCUCCGCUUCAAGAAGGUGGAAACAGAAGAGAAAAAAGAGAAAAUCUGACUCAUCUUCUCUGAGGGACUUGUGAUAUAAUGACUUUCACGAGAAUAUUAAGCCAC